Molecule: messenger RNA, 2781 nt
Organism: Stylonychia lemnae
Lineage: Eukaryota; Ciliophora; Spirotrichea; Sporadotrichida; Oxytrichidae
Source: the annotation of a GenBank genome assembly
AUGAUGGACUACCUUGAGUAUAAUAUGAGAAAGAUAGCUUUUGAGAAUAUUUAAUUCUGCUCUGAAAAAUGCAAUAUCUUCUCUAAUCUUAAAGAUAAAUAAAAUCAAACUCUUGCAGAAGAGAGGGAUGAAUUUUCAUGUUUUGAAAAAUGUAUUGGAAAAUUCACUGAUAGUUAUGAGCAUGCUAUUGAUUUAGCAGGUGGUCAGUUGAAGAAAAUAAAUAAAGAUAAUGUAUACACUCAUAAAGAGGACUCAGAGUAGAAAUUCCUAAUGGGAGAUGGUGUAAUAUAUGAUUUGACAAAGAAUGGGAAGUUGAUUAGCAAUCUUAUUGAAAAUAGUGGGAAGUAUGUGAAUGAGCUAGGAAAUUACCUAGAUUGCAUUUAACAGCCUGAGAAUACUUACUAUUUACAACUUAUACAACCUUAGGGACCAAAUGCAUAAGAUCAACCUAAUUAUGUAGUCGGUAAUUGUAUAGCCUAAGAGUGUGAUACUGAUUUCUUAAGCUUUUACGAUUCCUUGGUAUACCCUGCUCCAUUAAUAGAGUUGAUACAGCAAAGCAAAAACUACUCAAAGCCUGAUGAUCUAUACUAAUAGAUGCAAGACUAAUUCAGGCCCGGAUUUAUUGUAAUGAUGAGUCUUUUAACAAUGACAUUUUUAUUGUGUAUACUUGGAACAGUAGUUUAAUACACAAACUUUGGAAACCUAACUCUUAGCUUAAAUGGAUAAGUUGCUCUUAAACUGAAAGAAAAUUUGGGCAAUAUUUUUCCUUUGCUUUUCAAUCCCAAGAAAUAUGAUGAUUCUAUUCUACGAUACGGAGAAUAAGCAUAAAGAUUUAUAUGGGUAUGCUUUGAUACUGUUUACUAUAUAUCUCUAAAUUCAUAUCCAACCAAUUAUGAUGAGUAUCCUUAUCUUACGACUAACUACACAAGUACACUCAUGAUGCAAGGAGCUAUCUUUGGAUUCAGCCUAGUAUAUUUUUACUCCGGAUUUGCAACAAUGUAUAGUGUCCUCUAAUCAAUCUAUUUAAAGGAACACAGUUUUAGCAUCCUACUUUUUAUUCUAAGAACAUAUAUAUUUUAUGCUAUUCCAGCUGCUUUCUGUACUGCUAUUACUGUCGCAAUAUUUCCAUAUAUUGGUACUGGGCCUCUUUAUCCUACGUUGUUGAAAUCUUUCCUGCUUGAUAAUUGUGUCCAAUACUGGUGGACAAAUAUAUUGUUGAUAAGCAAUUUUUACCCCUAAAACUUUUCUGAUCAAUGUGUAGGACAUUUGACGUAUAUAUCUAAUGAAUUCUAGCUUUUGAUAGUUUUGAUACCAAUGUUUGUAGUUAUUUAUAAGCAUGCUUUUAGAAAAGUAUUAAUAGGCAGCUUUAUUUUCGUUGCGAUUUUUGGAAGUCUUAUUCCUACUAUAGUCAUGACUUAUAAAUAUGAAAUUAAUUCCUAUCCUGGUUACUUAAGUUAAGGCUACAAUUAUAUGUUUAUGAAGGUUUACUACAGGAUACCGCCAUUUUUGUUUGGCAUUCUUAUUGGAAUAAUAAAGUUUGAGUAUAAAUAUGUCGGAACUCUCAACGAUGGUAGCAAACCAUUUCAUAAAUCGUUGAUAGAUAGAUUUAAGAAAAAGAGAGAAAACAAAAUAAUUGCAUAUAUAUGUGGGAUUUCUCUUUGUCUAUUUAUUUUGCUGAUAAUGAUAACUAAUACAUAAUGUGCAAAUUAGGAUUUAGCUCCUAAAGAUAAAUAUGCUACAAUAAAUCUAUGCUGGGGAACUACAACUAGCGCAAUAUAUAAUGGCUUAGCCUAAUACAUAUAUUUCUUGGGUUUGAGCUGUAUCCUACUACCGAGUAUGGCAAAUUGCUCCAACAUAUUAAGACCACUUCUAGACUCUCAUUUCUGGCAUGUAUUGGAGGAGUUAACUUUUUCAGCAUAUAUCCUUCACUUUCUUGUGAUAACUUGGUACUUUGCUUCUAGACAGCAGGAUAUUUUGCUUUCAGUUGGAUUAAUCUUUACUACUACUCUUUCAUCUUUCAUAUUUUCUUAUAUAAUGAGUAUUCCAUUCUAUUUGCUGGUUGAGAGGCCAUUCAAGAACUUCUUAGAUUUAAUUUUAUUCCCUAAAAGUACUAUAUUCAAAAAACAGAAAGAUAUUGAAGAUGAGGAGACUGAGGAUGAAUCAGAAUACUCAAUGAAAUCAGUUGACAGAGAAGGGGCUCUUGAUAAAAUGCUCAUAGAAUCACAAGCAUCUAGUAACAAAGAUUAAUCAACAAUAAUCAGCCAAGCCAAGGAGAAGAGCAUAUUGAGUGUAUAUACAGAGAAGAUAAGUCUAAGGAACUUAAAAGGAAAUGAGAACGUGAAGUUCCUUUGCAAAUAUUGCAAAUCUGAAGACUUAUACUCUAAUUGCAAGUGCUUAUGUGCUGUAAAAGUAAUAAGAUGUGAAUGUCCUGAGAAUUAAUCUAAUUCUCCUCCUCUUUAGACUAAAUUUGAUAUAAAUAGAACUCUAAACACAAGCAUCACGAAUAGCUAUUAAGUUUAAACCUUCAUAGGGCAUAGCAAUUAGACUUCAAAGAAGAAUAGCGAUAAAAGUAAUGACGAUAUUCAAGGCAGUCAAUUACUUGCUGAUGAAAUCAACAGAAUUUCUAAAGAUGACAGCAAGAAAAAUAACUUCAAAAUGACUGUUGAAAAUAUUGAUAGUGUGGUGGAGAGCAGAAGUUCUCUCAAGAGAACAAGUAGGUAUCAAAGAAGUGGAGAAUUAAGCAAUAAGAGGGUUAGCUUUGACGUUAACAAUUUGAAAUGA